Messenger RNA from Cataglyphis hispanica, 2454 nucleotides. RefSeq names its product egl nine homolog 1 (gene Hph). Gene Ontology annotation, molecular function: peptidyl-proline 4-dioxygenase activity; L-ascorbic acid binding; ferrous iron binding. The record is from RefSeq and is a predicted model, not a curated record. Gene Ontology annotation, biological process: cellular response to hypoxia; peptidyl-proline hydroxylation to 4-hydroxy-L-proline. The transcript has 5 exons. Gene Ontology annotation, cellular component: nucleus; cytoplasm. NCBI's taxonomy places the organism in Eukaryota, Metazoa, Arthropoda, Insecta, Hymenoptera, Formicidae. The coding region runs from base 410 to 1876 and encodes 488 amino acids.
UUAAAAACAGGAAGGGGUCAAAUUUUCCGACUCGAGCGUGUGACUCCGGGCAUAUACGCAGAAAUACGUACGAUGUUGUUGACCGGAGGCGCCAGGCGCCAGUUCAAUUUGCCACGAUACUGAACGGCAGCGGCAGCGCGAACCGGACGAAAGGGACAAGCGGGAUUCCGGAUACGGAUUCCAUAGCUGUCCGUGUCCGUAGCCGUAUCCUGUAGCCAGCGGUCCUUGCGCGGAGUUGAUCGGAGAUCGGAGUUACGGGCUGUAACAACUGUAGCGAGCUGUAGUGGGCUGUAGCGGGCGGCGAGCGAGCGCGUGUGACUUUCCUCAUCGAAGAAAUGUCGUCGCGACGCGCGACGGCAUUGUCGUAGUGGAGAAGAGAAAAAAAAAAAAAAACUAUAAACUCAGCGAGAUGUCCGGACCGAUAGUCAGUGGCGCGCAGACCACACACGGCGACGGUGAUGUUCGUACAGACGCGUCGCAGCUGAUUUGCGCGGUCUGCGACAAGACUGACAAGCUGCAAAGGUGCUCGCGCUGCAAGGCCGUCUUUUAUUGCACCAGGGAGCACCAGAGACGCGACUGGAAACGUCACAAGGAGUUUUGCGCGACUCAUCCCGCGCGCGACCUAACCGAGGACGAGCCGUUAUCAGGAGCGGCCAAGACCAGGAAUCGCGAGAUCCCGUCCAAGCAACGUCAUCCUGUUGGAAAAUCCCGCGUUGUAACGUCCUCUCUGCUUUCUAACCUAAGCAAGGCCCCCGUCUCGGAUGCGUCCAACGUUACUUCGGAAUCAUUGCCGUUAUCGUUGCGUCGAAACGCCAAGCAUUUCGCAGAUUCCAUUACACAAGGAGAGAACGGAUCGAGUUGUCGACAAGAACGGAAGGAGAAUCACAAUCUUAAGAAAAAAUCAAACGGUGGGAGGAAGAGAAACGCGCGUAAGCACAAAGCCGAUGGUUGGACGUCACCUAUAACGUACGAAGGAAGUUCGGAGGACGCUAUACUGGGAGCACGAGCCGAGCUCCUGAAUCCCGCUUUAGAGAGCUCGAGAAUUUUUGACAGCUUAAGCAACACGGAUCUCGGUCUGCCUAUCCAGCAUUAUAACGGCAUGAAGAAUUUCCCGGAAGUGCAGCUGGGUCAGGAGGAAGAAUUUUUGCCCCCUUUUCUACAUAGGAAUAGAAAUAAUCACGAAGAAUUUACAGACAAAAUUUGUCAAUAUGUGAUAAGAGACAUGGACAAAUACGGUGUAUGCGUGGUGGACAAGUUUUUAGGCAAGGAGAGAGGUCUCGCAGUGUUAAACGAGGUUUUAUAUAUGUACAGUGCUGGAUUAUUUCAGGAUGGACAGUUGGUGUCUAAUAAAGGUAGCGCAAAUGACUUAAAGACAAUACGUGGUGAUCAGAUAAUAUGGUUGGAUGGGAAAGAAGAACAGUGUAGAAAUAUUGGCACGUUGAUAUCGCACGUCGAUUCGAUCAUCACGAGAGCCAAUAAAAUGCGCAAUAACGGAAAGAUAGGAAACUAUACGAUCACCGGAAGGACAAAAGCAAUGGUAGCUUGUUAUCCUGGUCACGGUUCGCAUUACGUGAAACAUGUGGAUAAUCCUAACCAAGAUGGGCGUUGCAUCACGGCCAUUUAUUACCUUAAUCGGGAUUGGAACAUUAAGGAGAAUGGCGGACUUUUAAGGAUAUUCCCAGAAGGAUGGCGCGAUCAAGUAGCGGAUAUCGAACCUCUUUUCGAUAGGAUAUUAUUUUUCUGGUCCGACAGGCGGAAUCCGCAUGAAGUGCAACCAGCGUAUAAAACGAGAUACGCUAUCACACUUUGGUAUUUCGACGCCGAAGAAAGAAAUGAGGCUUGCCGGAGAUAUCAAAGAGAAAGAGGAAUUGAAUAGCACACGAAAAAAAUUAUAUCGGACAAUGCGUGUUUACGAGGAAGUGCAAUAGAAAUAUAAGAGCGUAAUUUUUCUUUUUUCUUUUUUUUUUACAAAUGGUACUGUAAUAUAUGUGAUGAAUUAACGUGUGUAGUUGCUGCAAUUUACACUUAUACAUAUAUAUAUAUAUAUAUAUAUAUAUAUAUAUAUAUAUAUAUAUAUAUAAUCCUUUCUUUUGAUUUCGAAUUCUAUGUUCACACUUUGCAAUCAGUAUUCAAAAUGUCUAAUCUGCUUCAUAUGUUUUGAGAAGAAAAUUCUUAUAUACUUGUAUCGGUCAUUAAUUCCUAUUAUGUAAAAUAUAUUAACAAUCCUCAAAGCAUGCUGCAUUUCGAAUAUUUUAAGUAAAAAAUAUGUAAAAUAUAAUGUAUUAAAUUUCUUCUAGAAAUCCUCUAUUGCAAAUAUUAUACAUCUAUUUUACACCCUGGUCGUAUUUUAACCAAAUUUAUGUCCCCCAUGUUUAUAUGCGCCAUUUCUUAGCAAUAUUAAUACAACUGCUGGUUGGUAAAGAAAUUAUAUUGCUCACACAUAAAAAUGUAAUG